Molecule: messenger RNA, 1386 nt
Organism: Panicum virgatum (switchgrass)
Lineage: Eukaryota; Viridiplantae; Streptophyta; Magnoliopsida; Poales; Poaceae
Exons: 2
Coding region: 113-1210 (365 amino acids)
Molecular function (GO): nucleotide binding
Source: RefSeq, a predicted model, not a curated record
CAGUGCCAGUGGAACACAAGCGCUCCCACCAGUAGUCCCAGUUCCAGUACCACACACGUGACCCACGCGACCGCACGGAGAGAGGAGCCCGGCCACCGGCGGCGCGCCAACCAUGUCGUCCCACCAGCCGCCGCGCCCCGUGCGCUUCGGCAUCCUGGGCUGCGCCUCCAUCGCGCGCAAGCUCGCGCGCGCCAUGCUGCUGGCCCCCGGCGCCGCCGUCGCCGCCGUGGGGAGCCGCUCCGAGGAGAAGGCCCGCCUCUUCGCCGCCGACAACGGCCUCGACGUCGCCACCACCCGCCUCCACGGGACCUACGAGGCGGUCCUCGACGAUCCGGAUGUCGACGUCGUCUACCUCCCGCUCCCCACCAGCCUCCACGUGCGCUGGGCCACCGCCGCCGCCGCGCGGGGCAAGCACCUGCUCCUCGAGAAGCCUACCGCGCUCUGCGCCGCCGACCUCGACGCCAUCCUCGCCGCCUGCGACGCCGCGGGGGUCCAGUUCAUGGACUCCACCAUGUGGAUGCACCACCCGCGCACCGCCAAGAUGCGGGAGCUCGUCGACGACAAGGACGCCAUCGGCGACAUCAAAGUGAUAAACAGCGUGUUUUGCUUUCGAGCAAAUGAGGAUUUCCUCCAGAAUGACAUCAGGGUAAAGCCAGACCUCGAUGCCCUGGGGGCACUCGGUGAUGUCGGGUGGUACUGCAUCCGUGCAAUCUUGUGGGCUGUUGACUACGAGCUGCCCAAGACUGUGAUUGCACUGCGUGAUCCUGUCAAGAACCAAUCUGGUGUGCUACUUGCCUGUGGUGCGACAUUGUACUGGGCGGAUGGCAAGACCGCCACCUUCAGCUGCUCCUUUCUCACCAAUCUCACCAUGGACAUCACCUUAGUUGGCACGAAUGGCACUCUCCAUGUCACUGACUUUGUCAUCCCGUAUGAAGAAAAGUCUGCAGAGUUCAGUGUGGCCUCGAAGUCAAACUUUGCUCAACUACACAUCGGAUGGGAUCCACUUCCAAGCAAGCACGUCGUCACGACGGACCUGCCGCAGGAGGCCCUCAUGGUGCAGGAAUUAGCGAGGCUUGUGCAGAACAUCCGGGACGCUGGUGGCAAGCCUGAGGGGAAGUGGCCGGCUAUCACCAGGAAGACGCAGGUGGUGUUGGAUGCAGUGAAAACUUCGAUUGACAAGGGGUCUGAGCCAGUUGAGAUUGCCAACUAAAUGACAAACAGCUGCCUCGUCCUGUUGAAAAUUCUGUAGCAAUGGCUUGCACUUGAUAUAUAUUUCUCUACUUAUCCUACAUGGGACCAUUAUAUUUGUAAUAACCUGUCAAAGGGAACUUUUAUAUGUUGCUGGCAUUCCUGGCUGAUAAUCGAACCUCCUGUCCAAUUCUAGUU